Molecule: messenger RNA, 744 nt
Organism: Sphenostylis stenocarpa
Lineage: Eukaryota; Viridiplantae; Streptophyta; Magnoliopsida; Fabales; Fabaceae
Source: the annotation of a GenBank genome assembly
AUGUUGGAUGACAUCCAUAACCACUUGGAAGAAGGUCUGAAGCCUGUGAGAAUUAAGUGCUUGGGUGUGCCAACCCUCGACAUGGACCAUGUUUGCUUCCACCUUGAGGUCCAUACUCGAGGUGGAGUCACUCACAACAUGUUGGAUGACAUCCAUAACCACUGGAAGAAGGCUGAAGCUGUGAGAAUUAAGUGCUUGGGUGUGCCAACCCUCGACAUGGACCAUGUUUGCUUCCACCUUGAGGACAAGUCAUAUGGGAAACCUAAGCUUGUGAAGAAUGUAAACGAGGGUUUGACAUAUGAGGAAACAAAAGAAAUGAGAAACAUCGUAUUGAACUCAGAUCCUCUCAUGAAACUCACUAGAAAUGGUGUGUAUGUGAAUGUGGUGGAGAGGUUGAGGGAGGCUUUUAAGACUCAGGAGGUUGUUAGACUGGACUGCACCCAUGUGGGAACCAGUGACUGCAAAAAGAUUGGAGUGAAGCUAAGGGAUUUAGUGCCAUGUGUUCCUAUCUUGUUUAAGGAUGAGCAUAUAAUCCUUUGGAGAGGAAAGUUGAAUGAGCACCCUUCAGAUUCACAUGUCAGCAAGGGAAAAUGCACUGAUUCACGACUGAAAUCCCCAAAUCAACUGCAACAUCUUUGUAAACCCGAUGGAAAAAAAAUAUCUAGUCUGGGCAAGCAAAAUAGGGUUGUGGGGGAGAUUCACUGCACUGAAAUUAUCACACUAACAGAGUGUGGUGAGGAAUAG